Messenger RNA from Seriola dumerili (greater amberjack), 3273 nucleotides. RefSeq names its product rho GTPase-activating protein 44-like (gene arhgap44a). Gene Ontology annotation, cellular component: intracellular anatomical structure; dendritic spine; postsynaptic density. Gene Ontology annotation, molecular function: protein binding; GTPase activator activity. Gene Ontology annotation, biological process: modification of dendritic spine; neurotransmitter receptor transport, endosome to postsynaptic membrane; regulation of actin cytoskeleton organization. NCBI's taxonomy places the organism in Eukaryota, Metazoa, Chordata, Actinopteri, Carangiformes, Carangidae. The record is from RefSeq and is a predicted model, not a curated record.
GUUAUAUUGAGAGAAAUAAUGCGGAAUAUUUCCUCCUGUAGGUGUUAACGCAGAAAAUACAAGAUGAAGAAGCAGUUCAAUCGGAUGCGACAGCUCGCCAACCAAACGGUGGGAAGGGCAGAAAAAACAGAAGUGUUGAGCGAGGACCUUCUACAGGUGGAGAAGCGUCUGGAUCUGGUCAAGCAGGUGACACACAGCACUCACAAGAAGCUGACUGCCUGCCUGCAGGGUCAGCAGGGAACUGAUGUGGAGAAGAGAUCUGUCAAGUCACCUUCUAAAAAACUACCGCUCACAAUCCUGGCACAGUGUAUGGUAGAAGGGGCUGCAGUGUUGGGAGAUGACUCUCUCCUGGGGAAGAUGCUGAAGCUGUGUGGGGAGACGGAAGAGAAGUUGGCGCAGGAGCUCAUCCAGUUUGAGUUCCAGAUAGAGAGAGAUGUGGUGGAGCCUCUCUAUGUGCUUGCUGAGGUGGACAUUCCCAACAUCCAGAAACAGAGGAAGCACUUAGCUAAACUUGUCUUGGACAUGGACUCCGCACGGACAAGAUAUCAGCAGUCAGCCAAGUCAUCCAGUCACCCGAGCACUCUGCAGCCUGGCGCCAAGUCCGAGUCCCUCAGAGAGGAGAUGGAAGAGUCAGCCAAUCGGAUGGAGAUUUGUAGGGAUCAGUUGUCAGCAGAUAUGUACAAUUUUGUGGCCAAAGAAAUCGACUAUGCAAAUUACUUCCAGACACUGAUAGAAACACAGGCAGAAUAUCACAGGAAGUCAUUAGAGAUUCUUCACAGUGUCCUGCCCCAGAUUAAAGCUCACCAAGAGGCGUGGGUGGAGAAGCCGUCGUUUGGCAAGUCUCUGGAGGAACACCUGAAUAUUAGUGGGAGAGAGAUUGCCUUCCCCAUCGAGGCCUGUGUCACUAUGCUGUUAGAGUGUGGCAUGCAAGAGGAGGGUCUCUUCAGAGUGGCUCCGUCAGCCUCCAAGCUGAAGAAGCUGAAAGCCUCCCUGGACUGCGGAGUUCUGGAUGUGCAGGAGUACUCCUCCGACCCGCACGCCAUCGCAGGCGCUCUGAAAUCAUACCUCCGUGAGCUCCCCGAGCCAUUGAUGACCACUGAACUAUAUGAUGAAUGGAUUCAGGCCUCCAACAUUCAAGAUAUGGACAAGAGACUACAAGCACUAAUGGCAGCAUGUGAAAAACUCCCCACAGACAACUUGAACAAUUUCAGAUAUCUAAUCAAAUUCUUAGCCAAGCUGAGUGAGUAUCAAGAUGCAAAUAAGAUGACUCCUGGUAACAUGGCGAUCGUCCUCGGCCCUAACCUGCUCUGGACACACACUGAGCCAAACAUGACAGAGAUGAUGACCACCCUGUCCCUACAGAUUGUUGGCAUCAUUGAGCCCAUCAUCCAGCAUGCUGACUGGUUCUUCCCUGGAGAGAUUGAAUUCAACUUGACAGGCAGUUAUGGCAGCCCGAUCCACACCAACCACAACUCCAACUACAGUUCCAUGCCCUCACCAGACAUGGACCAAUCUGAUCGCAAGCAGCAGCACGACCAGAGCCGACGCCCACUGAGCGUCGCCACUGACAACAUGAUGCUGGAGUUUUACAAGAAGGAUGGCAUUAGGAAGAUACAAAGUAUGGGAGUCCGGGUUAUGGAUACCUCCUGGGUGUCUCGUAAAGGUUCAUCCACACUGGCACGCAAGGCUUCUUCCACCCCUCCAGGCAUGCAAGGCCCCGGCUCUCCCGCAGACACACUCAUCCCCGAGCAGCCUGGAGAGCUCGCCACCUCGCCGUCGGCGACACCGCCACCUGGAGAAAGGUUUUGCUCAGACAACGUGUCGCCCAAUCGGCCGGACACCUCUCAUGCCCACCCACCCCCAGGGGAGGACCGGCCACCCCCCCCUUACCCCACCUCCUCGUGCCACACUCUCCCCCACCACUUCUAUCCCAAACCCCCACCCUGCGCUCGCCCUGUGGCACGUCCAGAGUCCAGCCCCCGGCUCACCCCCACCCCAGUGCGCUGGUCUGGCUUCACUCCCCCGGCCCCGCCCCCUUCCUCUUCUUCCUCCUCCUCCUCCUCGUCGCUUGACAUCAAUUCAAACCCCAAACCCAGCUGUCUGCACUUCCCCAAGCACAGUCCGCCAGGUGACAUGUCGCAUGCCCCCCCGCCAGACACUAAUGCUUCACCACUCUACAUCAAAACCCCCUUGGUACUAACCCGCCAUGACCAGUCCCUUGGCAACCCCCCUAGCCUUCCCUCGUCCGCACCCCCGCCCCCGCCGUGGGCUGCCUGUCCAUGUGCCCGAGAGAGAGGACCCCCCAGGCUGACUAGUUCAUUGAAGAGUAAAGAGCUCUCCCCUGUAAUUGGACACAAAGCCAUCCAGGUGGCAGGUCCAACGGUCCCUCCCAGCAGCAGUCCUCAGAGCAGCAGCCAGUCCCCCCACUCCACAGAGCACAGUCCACACACCCUGCGCAAAGGUUCCAAGAAGUUGGCCCCUGUGCCUCCCAAGGUCCCUUAUGGCCAGUCUGGCGGGAUGUCCGACCAGUCCACAGGUCAGCCGUCACCGGUCAGCCUGUCUCCCACACCCCCUAGCACCCCCUCCCCUUAUGGACUGGCCUGCCCUCCAGGGCAAGUGCCCCCAUCCUCCCCUGGGCAGACCCCACUGGGGGCGCCCCACUCUAUUUCGUCCCCUCCCUCCCUGACCGGAACGCUCACCAAGUCUCGGCCCACCCCUAAGCCCAGGCAGAGACCCAGCCUGCCCCCUCCUCAGCCGCCCACAGCCCCUCCGGGGCUCUCUGGCCUGGCCACGGCCCCAGUUCCCCAGCCCCUGGAGCAGGGUCUCCUGGAUGGACUGUCUCCUGGGGAGAGCAUGUCUACAGCGGAUAUCUUCAAUUAUGAAAUCCCCUCCAUCAAUGUCAAUCUGGACAGCCUCAUCGAUGAGUUCAGCGGUGCCCCCUGCAGGAGGUCCCUCGCAGUGACAGACUCUCCAGAGGGGGACGCUGUGCCUGAGGAGGAGCCCCAGAGCACCACUCUAUGACCUAUGACCCUAAGGCAUCACAGCUUACCAGCACCCCUAUGGCUGUACAUACUCUUAACUGUCGCCGCCAAGGCCUGAUGGAAACACCAAUUGGCCUCACCAAUGCCCACCUGAAACCAGAACUUGAACCUUCCCUCACAUCUGCUACAGGCUGCAAAGAAACUCAUCUCUUACAAUUGCUCGCUAGUACAUAAAUGUGACUACAAAAAAAAAAAAACACCAAAAUGCCAUAGUGGAGGAACAGUUGCCUUU